Soboliphyme baturini is the source of this 249-nucleotide messenger RNA. NCBI's taxonomy places the organism in Eukaryota, Metazoa, Nematoda, Enoplea, Dioctophymatida, Soboliphymatidae. The record is from the annotation of a GenBank genome assembly.
AUGGCCCCGAAGAUACAGACAUGUCUGCCUUUGAAGAGGAAGUGUUCUUCUACGAUGCGGUUGUCUGUAGCGAGCUGCUCGGUCGCCUCCGUCUCCGCCACUGCCUCCGCCGCUACCGCUAUCGCUACCGCUGUCGCUGCCGCGAUUCGCCCUCCGCCAGACUACGGUGACUGUAACGACAACGACGGCGUGUCGACGGAAUUGUCAUCGUCGAGGUUAGCUGCUGUGUGGCGUGACACCGUCGUCUGA